Molecule: messenger RNA, 2309 nt
Organism: Mizuhopecten yessoensis (Yesso scallop)
Lineage: Eukaryota; Metazoa; Mollusca; Bivalvia; Pectinida; Pectinidae
Product: tyrosinase-like protein 1
Exons: 5
Coding region: 143-2287 (714 amino acids)
Molecular function (GO): oxidoreductase activity
Source: RefSeq, a predicted model, not a curated record
GUAACGUGCCGGCAUAAUCAGAUGACAGGGAAAAGUAUCAUGAAAGCAACGGAAACAAUCUUAAAUUGUUUGAUCUAUUCCAGAACUCUGAGGACACGACUGAAGAGAAUCAGUGUAUGAAGAAACACAUUUGCCGUAGCACAUGGCUCAUGUCAGCAAAAUGGAUCACCGCCACCUCACGCACGUUUUCCUGCUGUUCUCCUUUAUUGCCACGUGUCCACCUGUAGUUUAUAGCCUACUGGAACCAUUGGCGAUGCCGGACAUCCUCCGGGAGUGUUACAGGUAUAGGACCCAGAAUAUCAGCGUUUCUGAAAUGACGUCACAGAGCCUAAACAAUUUCUGCAUCACAGACUUCCUCUCACAAACCGUUCUGCUCCGUCCCCAAAGGGAAAUAUCAAACACCUCCAUCUUAUAUGCUCAAGAACUCGUUCGGAAGGUCAUGGGACGGUUAAGUGUCGGAGGAAGAUCCAAGAGGUAUGUCCGAGAGAGGAAAGAGGUUCGCACCCUUACACGAGAGGAGUGGAACACGUUCACAUUCCGGCUCAAUGUCCUCAAAAGACCUGUGGCGUUGCCGAAUGGUGGGCAGUUUGUACCAUACGACGCUAUAUCCGACAUUCACAUGCCGCCGUUAAUUCUACUAGCAGCACACAUUGGACCCAACUUUCUUGGCUGGCAUCGGGUUUACCUCCUCCUACUUGAAGAGGCUCUCGGUGUACCGAUACCGUAUUGGGAUAGUCGACUGGACUAUGACAUGACGGAACCAACAGAUUCAAUUCUCUGGACACCGGAGUUUUUCGGACAAGGUUUUGGAGUUGUGGACAACGGACCUUUUGCUGGAUGGAUCACUCCACAGGGGAUCAAUCUUAUCAGAAACAUUGGGAACGACGGAUCCCUGAUUACUGAUGAACAAGUCCAAGGUAUUCUCGCUCAGGGCAGUCACUACGAAGUCGUGGAACCAAUCCCAAGACUAAGCAUAGAACGAGUGCACGACGGGCCGCACGUGUGGGUUGACGGACAGCUGUCAGCGUUAGCCACCGCCCCACAGGAGCCCGUUUUCUUCAUGCAUCACGCUUUUGUUGACUACAUUUGGUAUCUGUUCAGGAACUCGCUGCGUGUUGAGUACCCAGGAAUAGAUCCGCAAUUCGACUACCCCCUUAAAGGAAAUGUUUUGCAUGCUCCGAACGCACAAAUGAUACCUUUCAAUAAUUUGCGAAACAUCCAAGGGUACAAUAACUUCUUUGAGUCCCGUACAAUAUAUGCUCCGUCGCCGAGUUGCCCUGAUUGCAGUAACAGUCCCUACUUGGUUUGUAAUCAGACUAUUGGAAGAUGUCGCUCCCUUUCUGCAGCAGAAGUAUCACCGACUAUGGUUGCCCCAUUUGGAGCUGCUGCAGCCAGUGCAUUUGUCGGAGGAACUGCCGCUGUUGGCCAACUCAGGACACAGUCACUCGUGCAAGAGAUCGGAUCACUUCCGAUAGGUUCACGCUUUAGAGUUUUCAGCCGAGAUCCACGAACAAGAGGGGAUACUAUUCCAAAUGCACCGCUGCCUUCGAGGAGAAGGCGAAGUUUUGGGAAAGAUUCAAAUGUGAACAAAGAGAUACGCCAAACUGACAAUAUGGGAACCAAGAGUCGCGUGGAAGAUCCACAGAUCAAUAAACAAUACCUAAAUACAUAUGUUUUGAAUGGUGUCAGUGAUGCUAAUCUUUGGGUUUAUAUACCUGUGAGGGUUAUUUACGAGAAACCCUCUGAAUCUUCAACCAGACUGGAUGGAUCAAGACAGAGGUUUUCGUCCAAUCUAGUUAAUGUAAGUCAUAUACAAGAAAGUAACAUUAUAAAGUCAGUUCCACAAAAUAUCCCAGCUUCAUCUCCUAAGUGUCAUAUAUCCGGUUCCGGAGCCUCAAAGGUUUACGUCCAGACCGACGGUAUUGACUAUUCCGGCAGAUACAAGGAUUAUGCUGUAGUGGAUGAGAGACGGUCUAUCUCCUCUUCCAUGACUUACGUUGGAGUCAAAAACCCCAAACAUAGCGCAGCAAAAUUCUAUAUGACUGCUUUUGACUCUUGUGGUCACGCUUGUAAACCCAAAUGUCUAGUUAAUGGUGAGUAUAAGUCAUGUUCAGGAACUUUCCAGAUCACGUCUUCUACCCCAUUAAUGUACGGAGUGACCAUUGACGAGGCUGUCGGGGAGUUAUGGGAAACAGAAGACAAACGUCCGGUUGUCUCAGCACAAGGCAAUGCACCCGUGGUAUUUACUUGUAAGGUGUACACAGAUUGGCCAUGGGAUUUAUCUUGAUGUGUUAUCGAUGACGUUAUCA